AUGGCGAGGCGGCGAAGGAGGGGGAGCGGGGUGAAAUGGCUGAACCACUACUCCUCUGCGCAAAGCAUUCUCGUCGUCGGCGAUGGAGAUUUCUCCUUCUCGCUGGCGCUCGCCACCGCGUUCGGCUCCGGGGCAAACAUCGUCGCCACAUCGCUGGACUCCUAUGGGGCUCUUAUUGGCAAGUAUAGCCAAGCAGAGGCAAAUGUGAUGGACCUGAAUAAUAUGGGGACCAAAGUUCUGCAUAAUAUCAAUGCAAAAAAUAUGACUGGUCACCAUGAUCUGAGGGUUAGACAGUUUGAUCGGAUUGUCUUUAAUUUUCCUCAUGCUGGCUUCAAGGGAAGGGAGGAGGAGAUGCGUGUGAUCAAAUUGCAUACGAAGCUUGUCAAGGGGUUCCUUGGCAAUGCGCGACACCUGCUUAAGCCUUAUGGUGAAAUCCACAUCAGCCACAAGAUGGGUUAUCCUUAUGAUGCAUGGGAUAUCGAGCGACUAGCCUCAGAGUCUUCUCUUGCUACGAUUGAGAUAGUUAGUUUUCAUAAACACCACUACCCUGGCUAUAACCAGAAGAAAGGAGAUGGCCCAAGGUGCAACCAACCUUUCCCUCUAGGUGCCUGCUGCACUUAUAAGUUUUGUCUCCAGUACUAUUAA
Messenger RNA from Lolium rigidum, 645 nucleotides. Its product is annotated as heavy metal-associated isoprenylated plant protein 41-like. The record is from RefSeq and is a predicted model, not a curated record. Gene Ontology annotation, cellular component: cytoplasm. Gene Ontology annotation, molecular function: rRNA (uridine-N3-)-methyltransferase activity. The coding region runs from base 1 to 645 and encodes 214 amino acids. The transcript has 3 exons. Gene Ontology annotation, biological process: rRNA base methylation. NCBI's taxonomy places the organism in Eukaryota, Viridiplantae, Streptophyta, Magnoliopsida, Poales, Poaceae.